GUGCCUCCUUGUCGGCUUCGCCGUUGGAGUUCCUCAAAGACGGAGGUUCCAAAGAGGCCUCCAAAGGCCGGCGCGUGUCGAGCCUUCCGAGGCCACAGUGGUCCUGCAGGAGGCAGAAGACGAGGUGGUGGAGGAGACAGAAGACGAGGUGGUGGAGGAUCGGCUUCAGCAGAAGCCCUGGUUGCAAAGGCAUCUGCCUCAUGGGGGAGAGACAUCAGAAGAUCUGCUGCUCCACUUCAUGCAGGCACUUGAAGAGAGAGGUGUCCAACUCUAUGAGGCCCAAGAGGAGGCCAUCGUGGAAAUAUUCUCCGGUGCCCAUGUCGUGCUGGACACACCGACGGGGAGUGGAAAGUCCCUGGUUGCGGUGGCGGCACUGUUCAAGGCGCUUGCAGAAGGCGGCAAAGCCUACUACACCUCACCAACCAAGGCGCUGACGAGCGAGAAGUUUUUCGAUCUCUGCCGACACUUCGGACCCGCUUCCGUGGGCAUGGCUACGGGUGAUAUCUCCCUGAACCAGCGAGCGCCCCUGAUCUGCUGCACUGCCGAGGUUCUGGCCAGCAUUUCCUUGCAUGAGGGGCAGGCUUCCGGUAUCACCACCGUCGUUAUGGACGAGUUCCACUACUUCGCCGAUCCCGACCGUGGCUCUGCCUGGGAGGUGCCACUCUGGCGCAUGACCGGGACUUUCUCCUCCACCACGUUUUUGCUGAUGUCUGGGACCCUGGGCGCAAACGACAGCCUCUACCGCACCCUGCAGAGCCGCUCCGGGCGACCGGUACGCGUCGUGUCCUCCCAGGACCGGCCCGUGCCCCUGCACUUCGCCUACAGCGAGGGCUCCGUGGCCGCCUCUGUUGCGCAGCUGAUCCGCUCGAAGCGGUUUCCAGUGUACAUCGUGCACUUCUCGCAGAGAGAAGCUCUCCGCACGGCUCAAGAGUUGGCGGAGGCGCAA
Symbiodinium sp. CCMP2456 is the source of this 946-nucleotide messenger RNA. Lineage: Eukaryota; Dinophyceae; Suessiales; Symbiodiniaceae. The record is from the annotation of a GenBank genome assembly.